This is a messenger RNA of Mesorhabditis belari, 1272 nucleotides long. Lineage: Eukaryota; Metazoa; Nematoda; Chromadorea; Rhabditida; Rhabditidae. The record is from the annotation of a GenBank genome assembly.
AUGAUGCCAAGAAUUCAAGCUCGAAACGGCAAUAUUCUCGGAUUUUUGCUUAUUUCAUUUGUUGGCGUGGUUUUUGGUCAAGGAUGUCCGCCGGGCACAGUCGAUGUACCGGGAAGACCGUAUUGUGUACACUUUACGCCGAAGAUGACGUUCAGCGACGCGCAAGCUCAUUGCGAGAGCUAUCACGGGAUCCUCGCGCAACCAAUUGAUAUCUAUGAUGAUCGACUGAUCGGAUUGGUUCUGCAGAAUUACACGAAAACCGGGUAUGCGUGGGUUGGCGCGGUGCAGGGAGCCGAUGGAAUACUCGAAUUUGUCAACGGUGGAGAAGCAGGGACAAAGCAUCAAGUUUUUGGCAUCUAUCCAUUUUGUGCUCAAAAUGCGGGCGGCUUCACAAAGCAUUUACAGCAAUGCAUCGACUCAAGAGGAAGCAGUGAUCCUUGCGAUAAUUACAUCAAUCGAAUGGAGUGUGGCAUUGAAACGGUGUCCACGAUCUCGAAGCAGCCAAUCCGCGACGCGCAUCUUGUGCAGGCUUUUGUGCAAAGUUUUCACAACUACAUAAAUCCAUCGUAUUUGAAUCGAAGCUUUGGCGAGGAUUGCGAGACGAAAUUCACAACUGUACUCGAUUCCGACUUGCACACGUCUCAAGAUCAAAUCGAAGUCUGCAUUUUGUUGCACACGAAUGGACGCUGGUAUUUCGCCGAUUGUGCAAUGUCGAUGAGCGGCAUUUGCAUGAUGCCGAAAAUUCAAUCUUGCCCGCAGGGAUGGUCAUAUUUGUCGUUCUCAAAUGCUUGUUAUAAGGUCGUCAACGCUGAAACAGCGGUGAGUCAACCGGAAGCCGAAAGUCUCUGCGAGGAAAUGAAUGGAAUGUUGGUGUCGCUGACGAGCACACAGGAAAUUCUAUCGCUACUUGGAAUGGUUUUGAACACAAAGGGCUCAACGAACGAUCGCUUUUGGACGGGGCUCUCAUGUCAAAAUGGGGCAUGGGAAUGGAGUGAUGGCAGUCCGUUUACUUUUGAUCCAUUCUUGGAAAAUAGUGGACAACGCAAAAAGCGCGAUCUCCAACCAGUGGCCGUUGUUGAGCAAACGAAUGGAACGGUGACCUCCACAAGCCCGAUGAGCAAUUUGACGAUACCCGAGGCCCAGUGCGAGACGGGAGCCAUUUGCACGUUAAACCCGACAAUCGCUUCCCUCUCGGGCGCGCCCGUGUUCGGCUACACUUUCGCUUGUGACUCAUUCGCUCCAUCCAAUAAUUAUAUUUGCAAGAUUCAAAUG